Molecule: messenger RNA, 1117 nt
Organism: Sinocyclocheilus grahami
Lineage: Eukaryota; Metazoa; Chordata; Actinopteri; Cypriniformes; Cyprinidae
Product: ras-related protein Rab-9A-like
Exons: 2
Coding region: 91-696 (201 amino acids)
Biological process (GO): retrograde transport, endosome to Golgi; Rab protein signal transduction
Cellular component (GO): phagocytic vesicle; lysosome; late endosome
Molecular function (GO): GTPase activity; GTP binding
Source: RefSeq, a predicted model, not a curated record
UUCUAAUUUAGUGAUUUUGUUGUUGUUCUAGGUUUUGAAUGAUGAAUUACGUGAGGCAGUAAAGUUCACAGGACGACGGCUACAAACACCAUGUCAUCUAAAUCCUCCCUUCUUAAAGUCAUUCUCCUGGGCGACGGUGGAGUGGGAAAGAGCUCGCUCAUGAACCGCUACGUCACGAACAAGUUCGACGCCCAUCUCUUUCACACCAUCGGCGUGGAGUUCCUCAAUAAAGACCUGGAGGUGGACGGCCGCACGGUCACGCUGCAGAUCUGGGACACGGCGGGUCAGGAGCGAUUCCGCAGCCUGCGGACGCCCUUCUACCGCGGCUCCGACUGCUGCCUUCUGACCUUCAGCGUGGACGACAGCCAGAGCUUCCACAACCUCAACAACUGGAGGAAAGAGUUCAUCUUCUACGCCGACGUCAAGGAGCCCGACAGCUUCCCGUUCGUGCUUCUAGGCAACAAGGUGGACGUGACGGAGAGGCAGGUGACCAGCGAGGAAGCUCAGGAGUGGUGCAGGGAAAGCGGAGGAUACCCGUACUUCGAGACCAGCGCCAAAGAUGCCACCAAUGUCUCGGUUGCGUUCGAGGAAGCCGUCAGAAGAGUUCUGGCUUUGGAGGAGCGACACGAGCAUUUGAUUCCAACAGACACCGUCAGCCUGCAUAGGAAGCCUCGCAGCAGCACGCGGUGCUGUUAACAGACGAGAAUGACCUCCAUUAGCUAUUUAAUGGUCCUUGAGUGAAGCAUCUGCGUUUUUAUUUGAACAUGCACUUACUGGAAUACAUGCACUUACUCCUAAACACUGGGUGGCUUUCAUGGAUCUGAACUGCCUGAAUUUAAACGAUUCUGUGCAUUCAGAUGUUCAUAUAUAUAUAUGACUUAUGGGAUUUGAGCGGGUUAGUGCAUAGACGGAUAUAAUUUUGUCUUGCAUGGCAAUUAAAUAGUGAAGAGCAAAUGCAAUAAAUGCACUGUAAAAACACGCCUUGUCUUCCAUUAAAAAUAUCGAAAUGUCCUUAAAACAAUUUACUUGAGAAGCACAGCUGUGUAAGAUAAUAGCACUUCUUUUCCGCUAACAUAUAUUUUGCUUACCUCAUGGGCAAAUCAUUUUGUUUCAUUUC